This is a messenger RNA of Myxocyprinus asiaticus (Chinese sucker), 2615 nucleotides long. RefSeq names its product SPRY domain-containing SOCS box protein 1-like. Gene Ontology annotation, cellular component: SCF ubiquitin ligase complex. The transcript is spliced from 3 exons. Lineage: Eukaryota; Metazoa; Chordata; Actinopteri; Cypriniformes; Catostomidae. Gene Ontology annotation, molecular function: protein binding. Gene Ontology annotation, biological process: proteasome-mediated ubiquitin-dependent protein catabolic process. The record is from RefSeq and is a predicted model, not a curated record. Bases 304 to 1125 code for a protein of 273 amino acids.
ACAAGCCUAUCCUAAAACAGACGCGGAGAGGAUAUAGUCAUGGAAUUGCACAGGAAUACCUACUGAAAAGGAAGAUCCUCUCUCCACUCCUUCGCCUAUGCUUUAUUUUCCGGUGUGUAUCCGGCGCAGGUGAGUUUAACUAGCAGCUGCUUUGACCUGGUUUCCCAGCAACCACUGACAUAAAAACAGCUGCCUUGCCCCUCCUCCAUUCAGGAGGCCAUAGUUGAAGGAGUGGACCCUGACUGCCCUCUUUUUCUGGUAUUCAGGGAGGGGGAACGAGGCGCUAUUAAAUCCACCCAGAGCAUGGGGCAGAAGGUUCCGGGAGGCAUAAAGACUGUGGACAUGCGGGACCCGGCGUUUCGGCCUCUUAAGCUAGACCUGCAGGCCCUGGACUAUACCAAGCCCUCCCGUCUGGAUAUGUUGUUAGAUAUGCCACCAGCAACGCAGGAUGUUCAAGUGCAGCACUCGUGGAACAACGAUGACCGAUCGCUCAACAUAUUUGUUAAAGAGGACAAUAAACUUAUAUUCCACCGGCACCCGGUAGCACAGAGUACAGAUGCUAUCCGGGGCCGGGUGGGUUAUACACGGGGACUACAUGUUUGGGAGAUCAGUUGGGCCAUGCGCCAGCGUGGUACCCAUGCCGUUGUUGGUGUGGCGACUGGAGAGGCCCCAUUGCAUUCUGUAGGAUACACUGCUCUUGUAGGAAACAAUAACGAGUCUUGGGGCUGGGACCUGGGACGCAAUAAUCUCUAUCAUGAUGGCAAGAACCAGCCCAGUAGAACCUAUCCAGCUUUUCUUGAGCCUGAUGAGACCUUUAUUGUCCCAGACUCAUUUCUUGUUGUCCUGGACAUGGACGAGGGGACUCUAAGUUUUAUAGUUGAUGGACAAUAUUUAGGGGUUGCUUUCAGAGGACUCAAAGGAAGAAAGCUAUACCCCGUUGUGAGUGCUGUGUGGGGACACUGUGAAAUCAGAAUUCGGUACAUCAAUGGUCUUGAUCCUGAACCUCUGCCUUUAAUGGACCUCUGUAGGCGCUCUGUGCGGGUGGCAUUGGGGAGAGAGCGACUGUGUGAAAUCCAUGGACUGCCCUUACCUGCCUCCCUUAAGAACUACUUGCUCUACCAAUGAUGAUAGUAGUGCCUUUAACAACUGUAUAAGGCAUAACAUUCGCCUCUGCAUGUCUCUGGGAUUUCUCUUUCUGGCAAGCCUUUUUCAUUACAAUAUUUUUCUGGUUUCGGGGCUAUACUCAAGUCACUGGGUAUGGUACCAAAAAUAUUUUUUACAAAUCAGACCAAGAACACCUCACUAUAAAGUUUGAUGCUUUUACAAUCAAGUGGGAAAUCCUUGAUGCGAGUCUCGAUCUUGCUUCACUGGACAUUAAACUGAAGGCUUCCAGAACCCUGUGGCAGGUACUCGUCUGAAAACAAGAACCCUUGUCCUCUCUGCACAUGGCUUUGUGAAACCAAUGGUUUUUCCAAGGCCUUCUCCUUUUAUAAGUUGUUUUUACUCUGUCCUUGCAUUAGGUUUUUUAAUGAUGUUGGCAUACCUUAAACAUUCUUGUAUCAUGUCAUUAAGGGGUCUAUUUAGAGGCUCUGUUGGCAAUGCAGAUUAUCAAGUCAACACUUUAGGCUUAACAACCAGCAAGUUUAAAUGGGUCUGAUGAUCACAAUGUACCUGGAUAAUAUCUACUCCAUUUGUAUUCAGUUUUUCCUUGUAGUCCUAAUCCUUCCCUGUGCAGUCAGUGUAAUAAAAGGUAAUGGAGUCUACUUCAGUGCAGGGGCUGUGGUCAGCUUUUAAAUGGUUAAAAAAUGUUGACUCACAGCACGCUCCGUGGAAGGCAAUGGCUUCCCCACUCGCUCCUGGAAGUUUAAAAAUAGCCUGCUUUCAGCUGCUAAUCUGACCGUCUGGCCUGGAAAAACAGUCUUUGACAUCUGUCUGUGAUGGGGGUUGAGAGACUAGCAUUCAUGGAAACAACCGAAAGUGUGUAAUGCUGGCUUUUUUUAUCACUCAGUAGUCAACAAGUCUCUCUCCUCUGUUCACACUGCAAUAUCUGAAGUGCCUGGCUUAUGAGACUGGUAUAUUGUUUAGAGAAGCCAUGAAUAUAAGUCUUUUUUUUUUUUUUCUUCCUUAAAAGAUUGAAUCACUGUGAGCCAUGUAGCAUACAUGAAUCAAUAAGAGGCUGUAUAGCUUGCUCUCUUGUAUGGCCCCUGAAUCCUGUGAACACCUACAAAACUUCUGCAAGUUCCUCCUGGUUUUGCCUGUUUUAUUCAUAAAAGGACAGUUUUUUUUUUUUUUUUUUUUUUUUUAAACCUGUUGAAUAUUUGUUGGGGCAUAAAGCAGGGAUCGAGUUAAUCAUAUCCUGAUGUUUAGGAAAAAAGUGAUAAGGAAAUGUUGAUCUUUUGCUCUGCUUUUUUUUUUUUUUUUUAAGAAUUGAUGCAAAGAUGGUAAGAUUGCCAAUUAUUGUCACUGUUUUCCAUGCUAGUCUUUUUAGAUGUAAAUUGUAGUUCAUGUUUGGCAUUCAUUUUGCUAAUCGUGAUGGGGAUAGUUUGGUUCCCCAUUUUAAACCCUUCCUGCCUGCAGACCACCAUUUGCUUUGUAUUCCGUGAUGUAGAUAAUAU